Molecule: messenger RNA, 839 nt
Organism: Rhodofomes roseus
Lineage: Eukaryota; Fungi; Basidiomycota; Agaricomycetes; Polyporales; Fomitopsidaceae
Exons: 2
Coding region: 101-586 (161 amino acids)
Source: RefSeq, a predicted model, not a curated record
AGCAGUGCCAUCUGGGAGAGGUAAGUUUGAUCACCGGACGUGUCUCUGUGAUACUGUAGAGCUCGUCUUAUAUUCAGAGCAGUGGGCAGAGUCCAUCCAUAUGCCGGAGGAAGGAGUGGUCGACAGAGUUGUAUUUCGGCCAAGGAUCUGCGCAGGCCUAGCAAUGCCCCGCCCGCUCUGCUACAAGACCUCAUCGAAGUCAUUGCGCGCCUGCCUCUGCGACGAGCCCUUGCUUCUCGCCCAGUGCUGCCUCACAUGCCGCGCGCGACGACAGGCAGCACCGCCGCUCUGCAUGACUUCAUGCGGGUGCUCAUGUUCAAGCAGUACGAGCCGUCCUACAGCUGCGCGCUCGGCGAACUCGAACAAGCGGGCGCACACCUUCGCCGUGCGCGUUUGCGGGUGCCGCCUCCCGCGCUGGAGCCCCUCGCGUUCGCGCUGCUCGACUGGGCGGCACCCCCGAGGACACCGCACUCCGCCUCCGUCAGUACGCCACACGCCCAAUGCCCGUUGCUCACCUGUCUCGCCCGUCGGUACCUCUUCCAUCACGCAGGCGUGCUCCGCCUCGUCGCAGGCGUGCCCUCCCUAAUCUCGCAUGGAUGUGUCUUGACACAGUCACGGCCCAGUCGACACUGCAGGACACGUAAGGAGCCCCCGCUACUCCAAGCAAGAAUUCUGUGAGUUCUUGCUCAUGGUCGCGACUAUCGCCCAACAAUUUUUCUCGCGGCGCGGCCACAUCAGAUCUUCCUAGACGGUUUGGUCGCAUACACGCACCCCUUUGGGACACGACUCAUUUCUUGUUCGUGCCCUUUCAGUCGCCCCUCCGUGCAUUCCACGACCUC